This is a messenger RNA of Protopolystoma xenopodis, 273 nucleotides long. The record is from the annotation of a GenBank genome assembly. NCBI's taxonomy places the organism in Eukaryota, Metazoa, Platyhelminthes, Monogenea, Polystomatidea, Polystomatidae.
AUGGCUGAUCCACAAGGGUCGGAUACCAAGACCUUGGUCGUUCGCGGUUAUCUGUACUUUGUGCACAGACCUGUCCGAUUGUUAUUAGCAUUUAUGAACACGCCCCACCUUAUUGUGACGACUUGGGUUGGCGCUUACCACUCGACAAGAGCAAUUACUCCGGGAGAGGCCAAAUGGCCUGUUGGCACUGGGAAAAAUGACGCCUGGCUCGCGAGUGCAUGUUUAUGGCGUGAACAGCUACUCAUGGCUGGCCGAAUUGCUGGGCCUGUUUGA